Messenger RNA from Ictidomys tridecemlineatus (thirteen-lined ground squirrel), 2245 nucleotides. Its product is annotated as solute carrier family 22 member 20. Gene Ontology annotation, biological process: transmembrane transport. The record is from RefSeq and is a predicted model, not a curated record. NCBI's taxonomy places the organism in Eukaryota, Metazoa, Chordata, Mammalia, Rodentia, Sciuridae. Gene Ontology annotation, molecular function: transmembrane transporter activity. Gene Ontology annotation, cellular component: membrane.
CGUGCAGCCAACUCCCUGACUCUCACGGAGUGGGGGAAGGGCGGGCAGCCAUAAUUACUGUCACACCCUUAUUUGUGACUCUGACAGUUCCGACCGUGGUUUGAAACACAGUGACAAGACCUUGGUCCAGAAGCGAGGGUGCAGGUGGGCAGGGGGAGGGGCAGGGCGCUGGGCCUGGUUUGGCUGUGCUGGGAGGCGGCUUUCUGGGACUCCUCACCUGUCUAACUCGGAAGGUGAGAGAUGGAGGGAGGCAGGAAGACAGGCCCAGGGGCGGGGACCCCGCAGAUGUGGGGACACUCAAGACUUCCAGUGAGGUGUAACCAGACUCCUCUGAGCUGCCCUGUGUCCGUCUUGGUCCUCACCCCUGGCCUGGUCCUCCGCCCCCAGAGCCCCUCCCCUGUCCCUUUACAUAAGGCCUGGGGCAGGCUGGGCCUCGGGUCAGGCCCGCGGCCAUGGCCUUCACGGACCUGCUGGACACCCUGGGCGGGGUGGGCCGCUUCCAGCUCGUCUACACGGCCCUGCUGCUGCUGCCCUGUGGCCUGCUGGCCUGCCACAACUUCCUCCAGAACUUCACGGCCGCUGCGGUCCCCCAUCACUGCCAGCUUCCCGCCAACCGCACAGGGGCCACCACCAACGACUCGGGGGCCUGGCUGAGGGCCACCAUACCCCUUGACCAGCACGGGGUCCCUGAGCCAUGCCAGCGCUUCACAGAGCCUCAGUGGGCCCUUCUGAGCCCCAACACUUCGGUCUACGGGGUGGCCACCGAGGACUGCAAGGACGGCUGGGUCUAUGACCGCAGCGUGUUCCCGUCCACCAUCGUGAUGGAGUGGGAUCUGGUGUGUGAGGCCCGCACCCUCCGUGACCUGGCUCAGUCCAUCUACAUGGCUGGGGUGCUGCUGGGGGCCGCCGUGUUUGGCAGCCUGGCGGACAGGCUGGGCCGCAAGGUCCCCCUGGUGUGGUCAUACCUGCAGCUGGCAGUGUCAGGGGCCGCCACGGCGUACAUCGACUCCUUCAGCGCCUACUGCGUCUUCCGGUUCCUGAUGGGCAUGACCUUCUCUGGCAUCAUCCUCAAUUCGCUGUCGCUGGUCGUGGAGUGGAUGCCCACCCGGGGCCGGACUGUGGCGGGCAUCUUGCUGGGCUUCUCCUUCACCGUGGGUCAGCUCAUCCUGGCUGGCGUGGCCUACCUGAUCCGCCCCUGGCGGUGGCUACAGUUUGCGGUCUCAGCUCCCUUCCUGAUCUUCCUCCUCUAUUCUUGGUGGCUGCCAGAGUCAUCCAGAUGGCUCCUCCUUCACGGCAAGUCCCAACAGGCCCUGCGGAACCUGCAGAAGGUGGCCGCCAUGAAUGGGAGAAGGGCCGAAGGGGAAAGGCUGACCAAAGAGGUGGUGAGCUCCUACAUCCAGAGCGAGUUUGCAAGCGUCCGCACCUCCAACUCUAUCCUGGAUCUCUUCCGAACCCCGGCCAUCCGCAAGGUCACAUGCUGUCUCAUGGUGGUCUGGUUCUCCAACUCUGUGGCUUACUACGGCCUGGCAAUGGACUUGCAGAAGUUUGGGCUCAGCAUCUACCUGGUACAGGCUCUGUUUGGUAUCAUCGACAUCCCAGCCAUGCUGGUGGCCACCACCACCAUGAUUUAUGUGGGCCGCCGGGCCACAGUGGCCUCCUUCCUCAUCCUGGCUGGGCUCAUGGUCAUUGCCAACAUGUUUGUGCCUGAAGACAUGCAGGCCCUGCGCACCGCCCAAGCAGCUCUGGGCAAGGGCUGCCUGGCCAGCUCCUUCAUCUGCGUGUACCUGUUCACGGGAGAGCUGUACCCCACCGAGAUCAGGCAGAUGGGGAUGGGCUUCACCUCCGUCAACGCCCGCCUGGGGGGCCUGGCUGCGCCCCUGGUCACCACGCUCGGGGAGAUCAGCCCGGUCCUGCCGCCCUUGGGUUUUGGCACCACCUCGAUUCUAGCAGGCCUGGUUGUCCUCUGCUUCCUGACCGAGACCCGCAACGUGCCCCUGGUGGAGACCAUCGCUGCGAUGGAGAGGAGAAUGAAAGAAGCCCCUUCCAAGAAGGAGGCAGAAGAGAAAAGCGAGGAAAUCGCCCUUCAGCAGCUGGGAACUUCUCCUCUCAAAGAAACCAUCUAGGCUGCCCGGAGCCUGGCGCCGGCUGGCAACAGCUCACCCCUGUCCAGACCCGCCCUGGGGCUUCUCUUGGGGGCACCAGGGGCUGUGGUGCCGACUCCAGGCAAGGUCUACCAGAGGUCAGC